AUGAUAGGUUUCGUACACUCCCAGCUGGUAAAAGAUCACACAACUUUGGUACAUGGUCUAGUGUGUCUUGAAACUGACAUAUUUACCACACUCACUUGUAUCAUGCGCUUGUAGCAACACUUUCUAUGCCUGUGUCCGCGUAUGUUCCCACUUGAACCCUAAACAUUUCACUUUGAAAAGGUAGAGAAGAUAUCACUAGACUGCAACACGUGCUUUGAAAGGUAUAAAAAGAUACACACAAAUGUUACAUCUAUCUUAAAUAGUGUUAGUUUUUUUGGUUGGCCAUCUUAUCUUUCCUACUUCUACUUGCUCUCUUAUCUGAAAUUGAGAGAGAGAGAGCUAACCAGUCAAUAUGGAGGCUCAUGCUAGCCCCAGCAUGAAGAAGGCCCUCCUGGUGCUGAACUGCAUCCUGCUCUCCAUCGGCAACUGUGGCGGUCCGUUGAUCAUGCGCCUAUACUUCAUCAAAGGCGGUAAAAGACUAUGGCUGUCGAGCUGGCUAGAGACCGGCGGUUGGCCAGUCAUCUUCAUCCCCCUCAUCAUCACCUACAUGCAGCGCCAUGCCAAGGAAGGCUCCACCGCCAAGCUCUUCUUCAUGAAACCUCGCCUGUUCUUCGCUUCUGCCGUCAUCGGCAUCCUCACUGGCGCUGACGACUACUUCUACGCCUAUGGUGUGAAGCGCCUGCCUCUUUCAACAUUGACUCUAAUCAUUGCUAGCCAUCUGGCCUUCACAGCAGGCUUUGCCUUCCUUCUUGUUAAGCAGAAGUUCACUGCAUAUUCGAUAAACGCAAUCGUCUUGCUGAGUGUUGGAGCUGCAGUUUUGGCCCUCCACACAAGCAGUGACCGUCCAGAGGGUGAGUCCGAUAAGCAGUAUUAUCUAGGGUUUUUCAUGACACUUUUAGCUGCAGCGCUCUACGGAUUCAUUCUACCGCUGGUGGAGUUGACAUACAACAAGGCAAAGCAGGCAAUUACCUACACACUGGUGAUGGAGAUUCAGAUGGUCAUGUGUUUCUUUGCUACUGCUUUCUGCACAGUAGGCAUGCUUAUUAACAAUGACUUCAAGGCAAUUCCAAGGGAAGCAAGAGAGUAUGAACUCGGUGAAACAAGGUAUUAUGUGAUACUGGUAUUCAGUGCCAUAAUUUGGCAGGGUUUCUUCUUGGGAGUAAUAGGAGUCAUCUUCUGCGCUUCAUCUUUGCUGUCUGGAGUUUUAAUUGCUGUUCUACUCCCAGCCACCGAGAUCUUAGCUGUUAUAUUCUACCACGAAAAGUUCCAAGCAGAAAAAGGGGUCGCUCUUGUCCUCUCUCUUUGGGGAUUUGUUUCUUACUUCUACGGCGAGAUAAAGCAUAGUAAGAAAAAGAGUCGAACUCAAUCUCAGCAAACGGAGGUGCCUCAAAUUGGAACUCCAUAAAUAUGAUUAUUGCUGAAUAUAAGCAUCAAUGUUAUUAUUCUUAGCAUAACCUUGUAAAAAUCAAUAUAUAUUGCUGUCAAAUGGAAAGCCUUAGAUUUGGUCUCAACACAUACAAAUCAUUGUUGUUCGGUCUCCAUCUAGAAUUAUUUUUGCCAUUGCAAUCCGGUGACAAGGCUCUUAUAUAUCUGUUAUUUUCUAACAUGAAA
This is a messenger RNA of Cornus florida, 1611 nucleotides long. RefSeq names its product purine permease 3-like. The transcript has 2 exons. Gene Ontology annotation, cellular component: membrane. The coding region runs from base 353 to 1405 and encodes 350 amino acids. Gene Ontology annotation, molecular function: purine nucleoside transmembrane transporter activity. The record is from RefSeq and is a predicted model, not a curated record. NCBI's taxonomy places the organism in Eukaryota, Viridiplantae, Streptophyta, Magnoliopsida, Cornales, Cornaceae.